AUGAGCGCCAACAUCCGCACCAUCGGCAUCGUCACCUGCAGCACACGCUCCACCCGCGUGAACCCGCACAUUACGCAGCACAUCACCUCCCUCCUGCGCGCCCACAUCCAGAGCGGUGCCUUUCCCAGUCUGCAAGACGCCACGCUCAGCAUCAUCGACCUCGAGGCGCAAGGGCUGCCUCUGUUUGACGAGCCCGCCAUCCCCGCCGGCCUGCCCAAGGACGACCCGACGCCGCACUACCAGCAGCCGCACACGCGGCGCUGGUCGGCCGUCGCGCGCGCCCACGACGCCUUUGUCUUUGUCACGCCGCAGUACAACUGGAGCGUGCCGGCGAGCCUCAAAAACGCCCUCGACUACCUCUACCACGAGUGGGCCGGCAAGCCCGCCGUCGUGGUCUCGUACGGCAGCCGCGGUGGCGGCCGCGCCGCAGUGCACCUGCAGCAGAUCCUGAUGGGGCUCAAGAUGAAGCCCGCGGGGACGGCCGUGCCCCUGGCGAUUAGCAUCGACGAUGUGAAUGAGUGCCUGGCCAAGGGACAGCUGAGCGAGGAGGUGGUGAAGCGCUGGGAGGGCGCGGGUGUGCCGGCGGCGCUGAAGACGGCGGUGGGCGAGAUGGCCGGCCAGUGA
Molecule: messenger RNA, 624 nt
Organism: Akanthomyces muscarius
Lineage: Eukaryota; Fungi; Ascomycota; Sordariomycetes; Hypocreales; Cordycipitaceae
Exons: 1
Coding region: 1-624 (207 amino acids)
Cellular component (GO): cytosol
Molecular function (GO): oxidoreductase activity; FMN binding
Source: RefSeq, a predicted model, not a curated record